Messenger RNA from Coffea arabica (coffee), 1678 nucleotides. RefSeq names its product protein FAR1-RELATED SEQUENCE 5. NCBI's taxonomy places the organism in Eukaryota, Viridiplantae, Streptophyta, Magnoliopsida, Gentianales, Rubiaceae. The record is from RefSeq and is a predicted model, not a curated record.
UAUGAAACGUGGAAAAAAGAUCUUCUUAACAACCUGGCUAUAUUUGAUUCUCUAUCGAAAUUUGUUUUUCCCUUAUUUUGUAACUUUUCGCAUGGAGAAAGGAUAAUUUAUAUGCUGCAAUUUGUCGAUAGAGACCAUCAUAUUUUUUGCCCCUUUUCUCCAUCUCGCUUUACAUAUUUUGUAAAGCCAUCUCAAUUGUGUUGCCUUUUCACUAUAACUUAUUGAUUGUAGCUGUACUCCCACAGACUUUAAAAACUAGAUAACUUUGAUGCAUCCAUAACAAUGGGGUAAUGAGCUGCAGCUGUUUGGCUUUUAUGGUUUCGGACUAGAUUCGUACUAACUUUCAGGAAUAUCAGUAUACUUUCCAGUGUUUGUCUUCCGCAUUUGUGCUUGAUAGACUUGUUCCUAUAUAGAAUGACAAGUGCUUUUGUUAUCCCUUUCUUACCAUGUGUACUGGUUUGACCAAUAACAAAUGAGGAAGGAAACCUAGCAACUCGAUGUAACCUUAAUGUGGAGUACAAAGAACCUAGCAGAAUGUUGGAUUUGGACAAGGAAGAUAGGAACAGGGAGGAAGAGAACAACAGUGAAGGGAAAGAAGGGGAAGAUGUUGUAGGCGAAGGAAAUGCUGAAGAGUUGGAUGCAAAUGAUGUCAUGGAUGUUGAUGGCAACACAGGUCAGUUAAAAGAUAGUGAAGUUCUUGAACCUUAUGUAGGUAUGGAAUUUGAAUCAGAAGAUGCUGCCAGGAAAUUUUACAUUGACUAUGCCAGGAAGGUGGGGUUUGUCGUGCGUAUUAUGCAGCGCCGUCGCUCAGAAACUGAUGGUAGAACUCUUGCUCGUCGUCUUGGAUGUAAUAAGCAGGGGUUUUCUCCUAAUAACCAAGGUUCAGUCGCAUCAGGUAAAAGGCCUAGGUGUAGUGCACGUGAAGGUUGCAAGGCUACUAUUCUGGUUAAGAUGGAGAAGUCAGGAAAAUGGGUUGUGACAAGAUUUGUGAAGGAUCAUAACCAUCCACUCAUCAUCAGUGCUCGCGGAGUUAGUAAUGGAGUGAGAUUUCUUCCAAAUGUUGACAAGGAUAAGAAGAUUGAGCAGCUUACUCUGGAGUUGCAGCGUCAAGACCAGCUCUGUACAGCAUACAGAAACAAGUUACUCAACUUUUUGGCCAGUGUUGAGGAGCAAGGUGAGCACCUGUCUUCAAAAAUUAAUGGUGUUAUCGAAAAUGUGAAGAAGAUUGAAGCUGAGAUACAGAAAUCAUCAUGCCAUUGAUAGUUUCAGUAUUGUUUCGAUGUCUUUUGAUUCUGUUCCUAUGCUAUCUGAUCAGCUUAAAAGAUGAUACUAGCUUUGUACAGGAUUUCCUGUGGUGAGGCCAACAAACACAAGUUGCCUGUUAUCUUUUUCUUCCUUUUGUAGAUCUACUUUGGUAAAUUCCGUCAUGUCCUAGAUAUGAUUUGCACUUGUUCUUAUUGAAUGCUAGUAGUGCAUGCAACCUGUCUUUCUCUAAGCUUCUCUUUUGAUCCGAGAAAAAAAGAGUGAAGGAUUGUGAAUGUGGAUGCUAGUAGCAAAGUUAUAACAGCACUUGGAAUCGCCUGUUCUCUGCCUGCGCAGCUGGGAUGCAGUAUUCCUGUCGGACAAGAUGAUUGUUGUCCAUGCUCUUAAAUCUGCAUUUAAUGCAAAUAUUGGUUCC